AUGAAAAUUUUGAUAAUUAUUUCAGUAUUAUCUAUUGUAACUGCCAAUGACUAUAUGAUAUGGUCUAAAGAUAAAAAUUCAUUAAACAUUCCGCUUACCAAUUUGGCUUAUCAAGAAAAAAGUGUUGUUUUUGCCUUUAAAGAUUUUUGUUUAGGUAAAUUUAGUAAAUAUGCCAAUGCUUAUAAUGAUAAUAAAAAGUCAACAAGUAGUGAAUUGAUAAAAAAUAUUAAAAAUUCAUUUUAUAAAACUGGAUUUUUUGAUGGUAUACUUAAUAAUAAUGAAAUAAAAAAUUUAUUUUAUAUUCAAAAUUGGAAUGAGAUUGAGGAAAAAUUUAAAAAUUUUGAUACCACAAAUAAGGAUACAAAUUUGAAUUUUAUAAUUUUAAAUUCUGAUGAUGUAGAUGAUGAUAAUAAACGUAUAAAACGUGUUGCAUCAAGUGCAUUAGAAAAUUUGGAUGAUAUUUAUGAGGAGCAAAAACCUAUAAUUACCUCAAAAGUACCAGUUAUAUUACCAAAAUAUGAGAAAGAUAAAACAUUUGAUAAUUCUCCAUGCCUUUUUUAUCUUGAAGGAGUUACCCUGAUACAUCAUACAAAAUCUAAGAGUAUGGUAUAUAAAAGUGUUACAAUUGAUUUCACUAAAAAUAAUAUAAAUGAUAAAUUUUCGGGAUCAUUUGAUUGUAAUAAUAUAACUAAAAGUUCAAAAUUUAAUAUUAAAAUUGUGACAGAGGGUACCUCUGAUGAUGAAUCUGGUAUAACAAUUCCAAAAGGUACAAAUAUUGAAUUUGAAAUAAAUAUUGAAGGAAAUGGAUUUUAUAGUUGGAAGGUUAAUAGUUUAACUUUAAAAAAAGCAACUUUAUCUAUUGAGGGAAAAAGUUAUUCUGUUAAUAGUAAAAAAUUACUAUCACAGAAAGGUUCUAAUUUCUUAGAUAUUGAUGGUUAUUAUGAUUACUCUUUUGCCUGUAGUCAAACACCAGCCAUCUUUGCAUUAUCUGAUGUUCCUGAUAACUAUAUUGGUAUUUCUUUAGUUGGCCUACAACUUCAGAUGCACCCAGGACAAGUAAUCACAAAUGAUGAUGGUCAAGAAAUUUUUUAUGGAUUUAGUAAUAAUGUAAAUGAUUGUAUACCAACUUUUACUCCUGGUUCAUGGAUGGGAAUAAUUGUUUCAUUAAUUUGUAUUUCUAUUUUAUUAUUUGGUUAUCAGAUGAUUUCACAUUUAAGUGAUGCAGUUAAAAUAAGAAAAUGA
This is a messenger RNA of Strongyloides ratti, 1242 nucleotides long. RefSeq names its product BIG/ATPase V1 complex, subunit S1 family-containing protein. Bases 1 to 1242 code for a protein of 413 amino acids. The transcript is spliced from 3 exons. Lineage: Eukaryota; Metazoa; Nematoda; Chromadorea; Rhabditida; Strongyloididae. Gene Ontology annotation, cellular component: proton-transporting V-type ATPase complex. The record is from RefSeq and is a predicted model, not a curated record.